AUAACAACAACUAGUCAGUCAGCCACUCGCGCGGGGAUCGCGUGUGCGCCCGCGCAGACACUCGCGGCUUUGUUUACCUACACAAUAAGAUUCAACCCUUUUAUAAACUUACAAAAAAACACUGACAAAAAGUUUUUAUGGAAUGCGGGUUUAUCACCAAAUCUGCUUAUAAGUGUUGCAUAUUUGAAGUGAAAGCGUUCGAUUGUGAAGAUGUUAGUGCAAGAAUAGUGAUAGUGACAAUAUGGAGUGGCUCAAGGGUUUAGUGGGGAGGAGGCGGGAGGACGCCGACGAGGAGGCGCGAGAGCCUCCAGUGACGUCACCGGAGGGCCCGCUGCUGGAGACAGAGCGCGCGCGCCGUGAGCGCUGGCGCAGCGUCUACGUGAUCUACUUCACCAUGUUCCAGAUGUCACUGGGCUUCAGCAUCGUGCUCACCGGAGUCUGGCCCUACCUGGACAAGCUAGAACCCGGCUCCAAGAAGGAGAUCCUAGGCUUAGCAGUGGGCGCGAACCCGCUGGGCCAGCUUCUAUUCUCCCCUCUAUUCGGACUGUGGGCCAACCGCGCGGCGAGUGCGCGCGCGCCGCUUCUGGCGUCGCUGGCGCUGUUCGUGUUAGCUAGUGGACUGUAUUCACAGCUGCAUCUGACGAGGCCGUAUGCUAAGUACUGGAUGGUCUUUGCCAGGUUCCUCGUUGGAGUCAGCUCCGCAAACAUAGCAGUGGCGCGAUCCUACCUCUCAGCUGCCACCCUGGUCAGCGAGCGUACUCGGGCGGUGGCUGGAGUCUCCCUCGCCCAAGUGCUGGGUUUCGUGGUGGGCCCCGCCCUCCAGGCCGCGGCGGCCCCCCUCGGCCCCGGCGCCCCCUACCCCCCACCUGGAGACUUCUCCUCACCCUUCCGCCUAGACAUGUACACCGCGGCAGGGUGGAUCAAUGCACUAUUAGGCUUCGUCAACUUCAUACUGUUCCUGCCGUGGUGCUUUAAGGAGAGGAAGAUCGCGGCUAGGGAGGCUAUGGUGGCGCAAGGGAAGGAUUCAGAAAAAGAAGCCCUGAAAUGCAUGAAGCCGGACUACGUAAGCAGCUGGACUUUAAUCCUGGCAUUCUUCGUGCUGGUGUUCAACUUCGUGCUGCUGGAGACGCUGGCGACCUCGCUGACAAUGGACCAGUUCGCGUGGUCCAAGAAGCAAGCUCUGGAGUACAUGGGCGCCCUCAUGAGCGCCGGCGCCGUUGUGGCUUGCGCUACCUUCGCCUUGAUUGGGCCACUUACGAAGAUUUUUGAAGAGAGAGCACUACUCCUAUGGGGCGGGUUCCUCCUGACCGGCAUGGCGUCAGUGUUCUGCAUCCCGUGGGGCCCCGGGCCGCCGCCGCUGGCCCCGGUCAACGCGACGGAGGCCGGCGGCGGGUGCCCGCAGUCCACGCAGCCCUGGUGCGAGGACUCCCGGGGCAUCAACAUCCCGCAGUUCCUGCUGGGGUACGCGUGCGUCUCCGUGGGGUAUCCCCUCGGGGUGACGCUCAUACAGACUAUCUUCUCCAAAGUGCUUGGGCCAAGGCCACAGGGUCUGUGGAUGGGCAUCCUCACCGGCGCGGGGUGCCUAUCGCGCGCGCUGGGCCCAGUCUUCGUAUCCACGGUGUACGCGCGGCGAGGCCCCGACGCCACCUUCGGGUCCACCGCGGGCCUCACACUCGCGGCCCUGCUGGGCCUGCGCCUCGUCUACAACCGGCUCCGCCCCCCGGACCUUACAAUAUCGCCCCCGCCGCAGGAGAUGGUCCCGCUAAACACUGAGAAGAACAGUAACUCGAACCACACUGCGCUUCCAGGUGUAAUGGUAGACUCUAAUGAUGAUAAGAAACAAGACGUAAAUGAGACUAAAGAAGGUGAAUUACAUAGGAAAGAGCUUGAGACGUGACGAAGGUUUUGCCCUUUGUUAUGGGCCACAUUCACAGGGCUGCGUGCCGGACACCCACAGUGCCGCGACCCAGGCUGGUUCAGGCUGGGUCGUUUAUUUAACCUCAUUGGACUCGGGUUUCCGGACACAGUAGUUAAGUUAGUUUGGAUUUCUAAAAGACAUUAGACCUUUAAAACGACGGGAGGUUUUCUGAAAGUUGGUCAACAAUACUUGAUUUUUUAAACUCUACACCGGCGCCACACUUCGUAAAUUGUGAUAUUUUGAGGUUAAGAAUAUUCCCAGCAAAAAGGUGAUUUGAACUAAAUAAGUACCAGGCCGUGCCGCGUCCGGCAUACAGGAUUGUGAAUGUGGCCCAUCACCCGAUUGCUCGCUAAGGAGGGUUAUGUUUAUUGCUAUGGUAAUCAGUCCAGGUUUAAAUGUACUGUGUUCUUUAGUAAUCUUUUAAUAGGGAAGACACUGCGCCAAACUAAGGUGUUCACUGAGGGUGUUCAUAAAUAAGCACUUAUGAAAUGUAAGAGCCAUUUGUUAAGAUUAUAAAUGUACUUUCGGUAAAUAAUAAAACUACCAAACAAAAAUGUAAGCAUCGACAGCAACCAUCGAACACAAGCUGUAAGUACCUACCUCAAACAAGCGACUCUUGCCAGAAAUGCUCAAUAAUUUUCUUGUUUGCUCGAUUAUUACUCCUAUUAGGACUUUUUGGCUGUACCUACCUAUAUUUUUAAUAAUAAUUAUUAUUAUACGUUGAUUUACGUAGAUUAUAUAAAGCAAUAA
Messenger RNA from Pectinophora gossypiella (pink bollworm), 2668 nucleotides. RefSeq names its product major facilitator superfamily domain-containing protein 8 (gene Cln7). NCBI's taxonomy places the organism in Eukaryota, Metazoa, Arthropoda, Insecta, Lepidoptera, Gelechiidae. The coding region runs from base 242 to 1897 and encodes 551 amino acids. Gene Ontology annotation, cellular component: lysosomal membrane. The transcript is spliced from 7 exons. Gene Ontology annotation, molecular function: transmembrane transporter activity. Gene Ontology annotation, biological process: transmembrane transport. The record is from RefSeq and is a predicted model, not a curated record.